CUGGCUGUGUUUCAAGUUCCCGAUAAAGAUCAAAGGUACACACACACACCGGCAGAAGAAGCUUCCGUAUGACAACAACGCUAACGCUAGCUCAAAGAUGCUCUGGCUUGCUGCUGCAGUAACAUUAAUGAAGUCCCCCAACCAUGAAAACCGCCAUCCAACACACACUCGUUAUUUCGUUGGCUUCAAGUGAGGCUUAACGUUCACACAGUUUCUCUUGACUGUCCCUCAGUAUUACAUUAUAUUAGUCCAACAUCGCCCUGGUUACCACCUGUAGCCUAUAACGUUAGCUAUUACUAUUCAUCUAUUCAGCUCUUCAUCUGCCCUCUCGGCCCUGCUGGUCUUGGUUGUCUUUUCCAGUUUAUCUUCGGGAUCCUGAAGGGUCUCCAGCACACCAUCUGUUCAAGUUUGGAGUAAAACGUUCAUGCAUAGUAACGCACACCCUGGGGGUUGGCGUCAGCGACAUCAUCCAUCAAAAACUGCCCACGCUGAAAUUCAUUGCAGCAGAAUGAGUCAGUUUCUGUUGGCCUCGGUGGGGCAGUUUGAGCGAAGGCAGCACCAGUCGAGGGUCGACAGCCAUGUCCCCUUGCACGGCUGCCUCGGCCUCUCUCUGGAAUAUCCCAGUUUGACUGUUGGAAACGUAGCUGCUUUGCAAUACGAACAAAGACAACAAGGAGUCUGUCUUUGAGUGGCAUCUCGAGCAUGCCCCCUGGCUACCCAGAGGCGGAAGCUAGAGUAUGUUGUAUAUAGAGUAUGGUGUAUCAGGUGUAUUCAGGUAUAUCAGGUGUGUCUAGAUGUUUACUGGUGCAUUUAGGUGUCUUGGGUGUGUUCAGGUGAGUUCAAGUGUGUUAAUGUCUCUCCAGUGAAUUCAAGUAUCUCCAUUUUCUCAAUUUAUCGUUGUUUAAAUCAUCUGUCUAUAAAAUGUAGGAAAAUAAUAUAAUCUGAACCCAGUGUUGUGGUCCUGGUUGGUCCUGGUUUGGGAUCAGUCCUCUUUGGCCCUGUUUGUUCCUGGAUCUGGUCCUAGUUCUGGUCCUGGUCUGGUGUAUCUGACCCCAUCUUACUAGCAGUAAAAGCCUCUCAGGACAUAAAUAAACACCAACACACUGUUCCGUCCUGGUCCUGGUCUGUUGUGUGGUGUUCUGACCCCGCUGUCUUACUGGGAGUAAACAUCUCUGAGCACAUAAAUAAACACACCGGGAGCUGUGGGACAAAGAUAGACCCGUCUGUCUGGGCAGACGCCUUUUCUGACACCUGACACCUGAUGCAGGCCUGUCCUCUCCACAGCCCGCCCUGGCCCGGGGGGAGGUGUCGGGUGCAGUGAACGAAGCGUUCACAUCUGCACAUGUUGUUGAGGCUAUAAAGGAGGGAGCGCUUGGUUCGAGGCUGAGCAGACACACAAAAAUCAAAACGCUCCUGUGGCUCUGGGUGCGCUUGGUUAAUAUCUCAUCACCUCCAGAGUUCACGCAGAGAGGUUGGUUAAUGAUUGAGGGUCGGCUGGUGACUUAUUGACUGAAGAAGCUUUUUAACUCAAGUUUCAGAGACAGACUCAGCUGGACUCAGCUGGACUCUGCUGGGGUUGAUUCAAAGCCAGUGGACAGAAAGAAAAGAAGAUGCUGUUCUAUCAGUUCUUACACUUUAGUCGUCUCUACUCUCGUCUGUUUUUAUUCUGUUUUCCUCACUUUUACUGAAUCCUGUUGAACUCCAAUUUAAUUUAUUCAUCCUAAAAUUUCUACUCAACUUUUCCCAUUUCUUCUUCUUCUUCUUCUUGGCUGUCCUGCUCAGCUCCACCCGGCCGGUCAUCUCCCAUCAGCGGAGGAGGAGUGACCCCAGACUCUACCUGGAUACCUGACAUGGAGGAGUCAGCCUGCAGAGGCAGACAGCUUUAAGUCAGAUCCACCUCCACACUUUAAAUUGACUGUUUUUUGAACCAACGUCUGACAAGCCUUCAGAGUUUGCCUCCAGAGAAUCGGAGGUGAAGCAGCAGACGAGGACGGAUUGAACGCUCAGCGAGACAAACUCAUUAACUGGUUUCAUUUCUGGGACCAGACCCCCUCAGGACCACAUCAGUCGGCAGCUGCAGCAAUGGCUGAUGGGAAGCAUCAGGGCAGCGUGGCGCCGCCUGUGGACGGAGGAUGGGGCUGGGUGAUCGUCGGCUGCUGCUUCAUGGUGACGGUCUGCACACGAGCAGUGACCAGGUGCGUCUCCAUCUUCUUCGUGGAGUUUCAGGCUCAUUUUGGAGCCGACUACUCUUCUACAGCCUGGAUCCACAGCCUGGUGGACUGCACCACCAUGCUCUGUGCUCCUGUUGGCAGCCUGGUUGGUAACCGUUGGUCCUGCCGGGUGGCUGUGAUGCUCGGUGGGCUCCUCUCCUCCUGUGGGCUCCUCCUCAGCUCCUUCGCCACCAGUCUGGAGCUCCUCUACCUCAGCAUGGGAGUCCUGACAGGUCUGGGCUUCGCUCUCUGUUACACCCCGGCCAUCGCCAUGGUUGGCUGUUACUUCCACCGGCGGAAGGCGCUGGCGUAUGGCAUCGCCAUGUCGGGCAGCGGGAUCGGCACCUUCGUGUUGGCGCCGGCGGUGCAGGUGCUCAUCGAGCUGUACUCGUGGAGGGGGGCGCUGCUCAUCCUCAGCGCCUUCGUCGCCAACCUGUGUGUUUGCGGGGCGCUGCUCCGACCAAUCGCACUGCGGGAGGACGAGGAGGAGGUGGAGGGAGAGCAGGGGGAGUCAGUGGGGGAGGCGAGACUUGGUAACGUCUCGUCACAGGACGCCGAGCUCGCAGUAAAACUGUCCCAAGAAUCAGAGGACAGCCUUUUGCCAUCAGGCAAGUCAUCGUCGCCUUCAUCUUUGUCGCCGCUGCCUCUGCUGUCUGGAAACCCCGCCCCUCAGCUAAAGAGGCGACGGUACUUCAGCUCCUGCUUCCUGUCCAGUAAGGAGUACCGGUUCCUGCUGCUGCCGGACUUCCUGGGCCUGGCCGUGUCCUUCCUGUUCCUGGCCAGCGGCUGCAGCCUCCCCUUCGUCUACCUGGUGCCCUACGCUCUGAGCGUCGCAGUCAGCCACCAGCAGGCCGCCUUCCUCAUGUCCAUCCUGGGAGUCAUCGACAUCGUGGGGAACAUCACCUUCGGCUGGCUGACGGACCGGAGGUGUUUGAAGCCGUACCGUCUGGCUUGUUACGUGUUCUCGGUGGGGAUGGAGGGUCUCUGCUGCCUCUUCACUCCGUUGCUUUGUUCCUUCUCGCUCCUCGUGCCCUUCGCCGUCCUCUACGGAUACUUCGACGGCGCCUACGUGGCGCUAAUCCCCGUGGUGACGUCAGACCUGGUGGGAGCUCCGUACCUGUCCUCAGCGCUGGGCGUGGUCUUCUUCCUCCACGCCAUCCCCUACCUCAUCAGCCCACCAAUCGGAGGCUGGCUGGUUGAUGUCACAGGAAGUUACACGGCCACCUUCUUCCUCAGUGGCGCCGCCAUGCUGGCCAGUUCGCUCGUCCUCUCCACCAUCACCGGGAUACGCCUGCUGCCGCCGCCGCGCCAGCUGACUGCCAUCACCAAGGACACCAAGCACGAGCCCCUCCCCCUCAGCCUGUCCGACCAAUCAGACUGCUUCAUCGCCUUCAACAAGGAGGCGGUCAGCCAGGCCGUUGCCUCGUAGCCUCAGAGGUAACGACCAAUCACGUUUAUCGACACCAGAGACAACUGGAGUCAGUGACGAGGGCUGCGAUUGGCCGAAUCAGGCGUCAAUCAAUCACGUCAGAGGAAGUGGAUUUAUUUAGACUCUGCUGAAGGCCAGUUGAAUGUUUUUAUUUCGCAGUGACGGGAGAGAAACUUCCUGUAUGGAAAAAGUGCCUCUUAUUAUUUGUUUUAAAGCUACAAGCUCGUCCUCAGCUCGGUCACAUGACCGUGACGGACACCUGGACAAUCGUACGGGUUUAACAUGGUUACAAAGUGGAUGAGGCAGAGACGCUAACGCUAGCACACAAGCUAACAGGCAGCUACUCGUGUUCUCAAACAGGAACAAAAACAUGAAAUAAUGAAAAUAAAACACAAAUAUUAACUUAAAAAUGUUCAAGUCACCAGUGAGUCUGAGAAACACUAAGUGACAGUUUUUGUUUUGAGUCGCUCACUGGUCGAGCUGCAGUGUGACUGAAUGGACUUCAGCUGUGUAAUAAAGUGACUGUAAAUAUAAUUUAAUAACUCAGUGGAUUUAACUUGAAGUUGCUCUUUAAAGUGUCUUUAUUCAGGGAAUCAACAGACAGGACUGUUCUUUAAACUUUAAUAUUUCUUUGAUGCCAACCAAAACGUGUCCAUAUCAAUAAAUAUCAGAAACUGUCAAGUGCUAAAAUACAGCUGAAAUGAUCGAUCAACAGAAAAUUAAUCAGCAACCAUUUUCAUAAUCAAUUAUUCGUUAAAGAAAAUGUGCCAAAAGUUCACCUGUUCCAGCUGUUUAAAUGUGAAUUUUUCCUGUUUUAUCUCAGUAAACUGAAUCUCUUUGAAGACGUCCUCUUGGACUCUGAGAGACUGUGAUAUUAUAUUAUAUUGAUAUUUUACAGACCAAAUGGAGGAUUGAUUAUUUAAGAAAAUAAUCGUCAGUUGCAGCCCUACAGAAGACAAACGUUGCAGAUAAAAUGUGAGACGCACAGGUGCAUUAAUAAUUAGCCCUUCGCUGCUAAAGUGUGUCCCGUUUGAUCAGUGCCUUCAGUAAUGUUUUGCCUCUUUAAAACAAAUUAUUAAUUUGAGAGAUUUAUCCAAACUUUUAUCCUCUAAUAACGACAGGGCUCCGCACUGUGGAAGAUUUAAAAUGCCUAAAUAAAAACAAGUCAAUGAAAUACAA
Molecule: messenger RNA, 4818 nt
Organism: Siniperca chuatsi (mandarin fish)
Lineage: Eukaryota; Metazoa; Chordata; Actinopteri; Centrarchiformes; Sinipercidae
Gene: slc16a12b
Product: solute carrier family 16 member 12b
Exons: 7
Coding region: 2083-3639 (518 amino acids)
Biological process (GO): monocarboxylic acid transport; transmembrane transport
Molecular function (GO): monocarboxylic acid transmembrane transporter activity
Source: RefSeq, a predicted model, not a curated record